UAUAUCAACAACAUCAUAGUCUUCAGCAACACUUUGGACAAGCAUCUCAAGUAUUUGGAAACAGUGCGUAAGAUCCUACAAGACAACCGGAUUCACACUACCGCCGAAGGAAUUGCAAAAACCAACAACUGCAUCAAGGCUUUCCAGAAGAUAAAGAUGCCGGAAACCCUCUCGGAUCUGGAAACGUACCUCGGAAUG
Messenger RNA from Phialemonium atrogriseum, 198 nucleotides. RefSeq lists its product as uncharacterized. The record is from RefSeq and is a predicted model, not a curated record. The annotation marks the transcript as partial. Lineage: Eukaryota; Fungi; Ascomycota; Sordariomycetes; Cephalothecales; Cephalothecaceae. The transcript has a single exon.